AUGUCGAAGCGCACAGCGGCCAGGCUCGAGUCGACCGGCAGCGAGUCCGCCAGCGGCGAUACCCAACCCUCCCAACCCCCAUCUGCCAAAAGACCCAAAACAUCGAAAGAUGAUGAUGGCACAACGGCAGGUCCUAGUCCAUCCUGGGAUCUUUGCCUUCUCAACCUUCCAGUCGGCAUUCUGACCAUCAUCUGUCACUUCAUCCAAGAGCAGGAUACCGCACCACCUGCACCACCCGUGACUACCAGGACACCAGUCCAGAAUGCCAUUGCUAUUUACCCCCGGAUCAGCAUCGACGAAGUCAGCGCCCCCAAAGCCAGUGUGGUUCAGCGGACAAGCCUCGCUUUUGAACUUUGCUACGACUUGCAAGUAUCUUCGAGCAGUUUCCACGCCAAUCUUAUACCGCCCGAUCAAUCCCAGCCACGGUCUUGCAUCCAAUGA
Molecule: messenger RNA, 441 nt
Organism: Podospora pseudocomata
Lineage: Eukaryota; Fungi; Ascomycota; Sordariomycetes; Sordariales; Podosporaceae
Exons: 1
Coding region: 1-441 (146 amino acids)
Source: RefSeq, a predicted model, not a curated record